Musa acuminata AAA Group (dessert banana) is the source of this 1239-nucleotide messenger RNA. Its product is annotated as protein MODIFYING WALL LIGNIN-2. The coding region runs from base 341 to 958 and encodes 205 amino acids. NCBI's taxonomy places the organism in Eukaryota, Viridiplantae, Streptophyta, Magnoliopsida, Zingiberales, Musaceae. The record is from RefSeq and is a predicted model, not a curated record. The transcript has 3 exons.
AGAGGGAGGGAGGGGGGGAGGGGAAGGAAGCUUUCCAAGCACAAGAAGGAGCUCCCUCGUUCAAUUUCUUGCUCUGGCCGUAGUGCAGAGGAGGUCGACGGCGAGGAGCCGAAGCGAGCUUUCAAGAACAAGGAGCAGCUCCCGCCAAUUUCUUUCAAUAGAAAGGGAGAAGCUACCGUCUAUUUCUGUAUGUGAGAGAGAGAGAGAGAGAGAGAGAGAGAGAGAGAGAGAGAGGAGAAUCUCCCGUCUGUUUCUUUCUCUGGUCAUAGUGCAGAGGAGAUCAAGAGGAGGAGGAGGUGGAGGAAAAGAGAGAGAGAGGGUUUUUGGUAGGGCGAGGGCGAUGGAGAGGAAAGUGAUGGUGGUCUGCGUGGCCGUGGGCUUCCUGGGGCUCCUCUCCGCGGCGCUCGCCUUUGCAGCCGAGGCCACCAGGACUAAGGCUUCUGAUGUCCAAACAACAACAGGAGGUGAAUGUGUGUAUCCAAAGAGCCCAGCAUUAGCGCUGGGUCUGAUAUCAGCAUUGGCUCUUAUGAUGGCGCAGGCGAUAAUAAACACCGUAGCCGGGUGCAUAUGUUGCAAGAAGCAUCCUCAUCCAUCGGGCACCAACUGGACCCUAGGGUUGAUCUCUUUCGUUGCUUCUUGGGUUUCAUUCAUAAUAGCGUUCCUUCUGUUGUUGACGGGUGCUGCCUUGAACGACCAGCGGGGUCAAGAAAGGAUGUAUUUUGGAGACUACUGCUACGUGGUGAAGUCCGGAGUGUUCUCGGGCGGGGCGGUGCUGUCCCUUGCCAGCGUCGCCCUUGCCAUUGUUUACUACGUUGCCUUGUCAUCCAAGAAUGCACAAAGUUGGGGUGUGGACCAAAACCAAGGGGGCAUUGCGAUGGCACAUCCUCAGAUCCCACCAGCUCAGGCAAAUCCCGUCUUCGUGCACGAGGAUACGUAUAACCGGCAGCAGUUCCCCUGAUGUUGGACAACACACACUAGCUGCUCUCUCAAACUCGGCUCGCUGUUCCCUGGGAUUCUCUGCUCGGGCUGUCUUAUUGUAUCUUAUGCUGAGCCAGGUAUUAGAUGUAACACCGGAUACCUAUGUCCAUAAUGAAAGGAUUUUGUACUUUGCCAGAGGUAAACUCUUUACAUUUCUUUGAAACUACGUUGCUUGCUCGUGGUCUGUCUGGUAUUGGCUGCAUUUCUUUGAGGUUUGUUUGUGUACUAUGCCGGAGCUAAACUUAAUAUUUCUUUCUUUGA